Messenger RNA from Trematomus bernacchii (emerald rockcod), 6407 nucleotides. RefSeq names its product large tumor suppressor kinase 2 (gene lats2). The record is from RefSeq and is a predicted model, not a curated record. Gene Ontology annotation, biological process: hippo signaling; regulation of organ growth; G1/S transition of mitotic cell cycle. Gene Ontology annotation, molecular function: protein serine/threonine kinase activity; ATP binding; protein binding. Lineage: Eukaryota; Metazoa; Chordata; Actinopteri; Perciformes; Nototheniidae. Gene Ontology annotation, cellular component: spindle pole; nucleus.
GUGUCCAACUUUGUGCUGCAUUUCUGAUCCUGCUGCAGUCUGCGGAGAAAAUGGAGGCUCGCUUCAUCACAUUUACCCUCUUUCUCCGUCCUCACUGAGCUCCUCGGGGUUUUCUAUGCGCUCUUCAACCGAGAAACAGGAUUUACUCUCCAAACUGAGGUUAUUCUCGCUUCUUCUUCUUCUAUCCCAUGGCGGAGACUGGCAGCAUCAUGGUCUGGCUGCGCGGCGCCCUCGUGACCGGCUGCAUUUCCUGGAAUAAGUUGGAACCUGAGCCUUGAAAGCCACACCAUGGCAUGCCUGUAGUUCCUCACCUUCAUCCAGCAUUCACAUAAUCUACAGCAUCUACAGAAUCACAAAGAGAGACGCAGACAAACAAAGGAGGACUCCCAAAUCUCCCAACGUUUUUUCGCAGCCAGUUUGAAAGGAAUCUUUUUUUGGAGGGAGUGUAAGUGUGUGUGUGUGCUUCCCUUUUUUUAGAUUAGGUGCCUGCCCUGGGCACUGAGGCCAUGAGGCCCAAGACUUUCCCAGCGGCCCCAUAUGUGGGCAACACUCGGCAGAGGCUCCAAGAGAUCAAGGAGGGCCUGAAGCAGCCGGCCAAGCUGGUGAGCCAGGCGUUUCAUGGCGGCAGCUCGCGGUCCGACGGCAGCAGAGCGGCCGACUGCAAGAGCGGGAAAGACGCGGCCAGCCGGCAGCAGCAGCUCAGACCCCCGCAGAAGUUCAACAACUACCAGAAUGCCCUGCGAGAAAUCCGCAAGUCCCUCAUGCCGUUCGACAAGUUCGGCCCUUCUUCCGGGUCGGGACACCCUGCCGGCGCCGGGGAGGUGAACCGGCAGAUGCUGCAGGAGCUGGUGAACACCGGCUGUGACCAGGAGAUGGCCGUGCGGGCGCUGAAGCAGACGGGAAGCAGGAACAUCGAAGCGGCCUUAGAGUACAUCGGCAAAAUGAGUUACCUCGACCCUCGAAAUGAACUCAUCGUCCGCGUCAUCAAGCAGACUUCACCAGGAAAAGCUGGUAUGCCCAACUCCAUGGACCACCGCCCUGCAUUAGAAGCUCCAGGUGAGACUCAGGGCCUUCCUCCCUACCACCCGAUGGGGGCCCAAAUGUACGAGGGAGGCUACGGCCCUGAGGGGGAGAUGCCCCGACCCUACAUGAGCGCCCCCCCCGUCAUGAACUACAUGAUGCCGCCGCCGUCCGGUGCAUCACAGGGUCCUGCCAUGGGAAACCCGAUGGGCCGCCCUCCCAGUAUGGGCUCCUACCCUCCAGUGAUGGCCCCGCAGAACAACCCAGGCAACCCCAUGUACCCCCCGGGGGCCCAGCAGAAGGGCUACCCCGGCGGCAUGGAGCAGCACGGAGCCAUGAUGAGCUACAACGUCCCGGGCCAGCCGCUGCAGCUCCAGCCUCCGCCACCAGGGGGCCCCGUCCCCGGCCCCCACUACGACUACGGCCACGGCAGGCCUCACAUGAUGGAGCCCGCCGGGUACGGAGUCAAGAGGACCGCCUCCUUCCAGAACAAGAUGGCCCCGCCCCCCAUGGCGCCCCAAGACAACUACGUCAACAUGCAGGGGAAGAACGUUCCAGGGGGUGGAGGGGGAGGGUACCCCGCUAACCUGUACCUGCCCCCCCACUCCCACCCACGGCAGGCCUCCCCCACGUCCCACCAGGUCCACAUGAUGUCCCGCUCCCCAGGAGGUGUUGCAUCCAUGGGCCCCGACUUCUCCGACAUGCCCCAGGGUUUGAUGACUCCAUCUAGAGCCAGUUUGAACCUGGAUCUGUACGAGCACCACUGGGCGGGGCCUCCAGGUCCUGAAGGAGCCCCUCAAGCCAGGCAGCCCCAGCCUCAAGGCCCAUUCAGGGGGGAGGUGAGAGUCCCCAGCAGAACCAACUCCUUCAACAGUCGCUCUGCAGGGCAGAAUGGUGUCCGGCCUGCGAUGGCUGUUCCUCCAUCAGCUGGAAAACAGGACCCCUCGCUGGGCCCUCCGAACACCAUCACGGCCGUAACAUCCCCGCCCAUCCAGCAGCCCGUGAAGAGCAUCCGUGUGAUGAGGCCGGAGCCCAAAACAGCCGUGGGGCCAUGUCACCCCAGCUGGAUGACGGCUCAGGAAGCAGGGGAGCCUCUGGCCUACAUGCCGGAGGAGACUUACCCCCUGGAGCCGGCUCAGGAGCCCCGCUGCCCGCCACCACCGUACCCCAAAAACCUGCUCAUGUCGGGGCCAGAGGAGGCAGGGAUGUGUGGAGCUCAGGAUCACAGCAGCCCUGCAAGCAGGAGCUCACAUGGAGGCAGCGGGGGAAGCGGGAAGACAGAGGAGAGCCAGCAGGUGAAGGAGAAGACCAAGGUGGGCAAGGGAGAGAAAACGGUGAAAGACAAGAAGCAGAUCCAGACAUCCCCUGUUCCCGUGAGGAAGAACGGGCGGGAUGAAGAGAAGAGGGAGUCGCGCAUCAAGACCUACUCGCCUUUCGCUUUCAAGUUCUACAUGGAGCAGCACAUAGAGAAUGUGAUGAAGACGCACCAGCAGAAACUGAACCGCAGGCUUCAGCUGGAGCAGGAGAUGUCCAAGGCCGGCCUGUCGGAGGCAGAGCAGGAGCAGAUGAGGAAGAUGCUGAACCAGAAAGAGUCCAACUACAACAGACUGCGCCGGGCCAAGAUGGACAAAUCCAUGUUCAUCAAACUCAAGACUUUGGGCAUCGGUGCGUUUGGUGAAGUGAGUCUGACACGUAAAGUGGACACGGGCGCACUUUAUGCCAUGAAAACACUGCGCAAAAAGGAUGUCCUCAACCGCAACCAGGUGGCUCAUGUGAAGGCAGAGCGGGACAUCCUGGCGGAGGCAGACAACGAGUGGGUGGUGCGUCUCUACUACUCCUUCCAGGACCGCGACAGCCUCUACUUCGUCAUGGACUACAUCCCCGGAGGAGACAUGAUGAGCCUCCUCAUCAGGAUGGGCAUCUUCCCCGAACAUCUGGCGCGCUUCUACAUCGCGGAGCUAACGCUGGCCAUCGAGAGCGUCCACAAGAUGGGCUUCAUCCACCGAGACAUCAAGCCCGACAACAUCCUCAUCGACGUGGACGGACACAUCAAGCUCACCGACUUCGGCCUGUGCACCGGCUUCCGCUGGACACACAACUCCAAGUACUACCAGAAAGGGAGCCACGUCAGACAGGACAGCAUGGAGCCCAGUGACUUCUGGGACGAUGUGUCGAACUGUCGCUGCGGGGACCGGCUGAUGACUCUGGAGCAGAGAGCGAACCGGCAGCACCAGCGCUGCCUCGCGCACUCUCUGGUGGGAACCCCCAACUACAUCGCACCUGAAGUGCUACUGCGCAAAGGUGGGGGGAAAUCUGAAGGUUACACCCAGCUGUGUGACUGGUGGAGCGUGGGAGUGAUCCUGUUUGAGAUGCUGGUGGGACAGCCGCCAUUCCUGGCCCCCACACCUACUGAGACUCAGAUCAAGGUGAUUAACUGGGAGAGCACCCUGCAGGUUCCUGCUCAGGUCAAACUGAGCCCGGAGGCCGUGGACAUCAUCGGGCGCCUCUGCUGCUCCGCGGAGAAUCGAGUGGGCUCGAACGGCGCCGGCGAGAUCAAGGCUCACCCCUUCUUCUCCCAGGUGGACUUCACCAGCAAUCUGCGGCAGCAACCGGCCCCUUACCGGCCCAAGAUCGCCCACUCGAUGGACACCUCCAACUUCGACCCCGUGGAUGACGACUGCGGCCCCGGGGCGUGGAGCGACAGCGGGGACAGCAGCCGGGCGCUGGACAUCCUCUGCUCUCCCAACGGGAAACACCCGGAGCACGCCUUUUACGAGUUCACCUUCCGCAGAUUCUUCGACGACAACGGCUGCCCCUUCCGCUACCCGAAACCCCCCGAGGUCAGCGAGGCGUCGCCAAGCGUGGGCCCGGAAGAGGAGGACGAACAGGAGGAAGAAGAGGAGGAUGAUGAUGAGGAUGACGACGAGGAAGGAGAGCAGGGGGAAGGGUGUGAGCCGGUGUACGUGUAGAGCUGCAGACUGACUUUCUGAGCGUCUUUUUAGCUCGUCACACUGCCACCUAUCACUGCUCUUCUCCUGUGUGUGUGUGUGUGUGUGUGUGUGUGUGUGUGAGAAGAGGCGUGCAUACACAGGUGUGUCUGUGUGUGUUGAUGCAUAUCUGCCAUGUGUGAUUGUUACAGGAGCAGGAUUGGUGAACAUCACCCCCUUGUGGAAACUAUAGUGCGUUCACAAUGACUUCAAAUACAAAACUCCCCUCAUCCAGGACCAAGAAACGACAUUCUGUGUUCACAAAGGGUGAAUCGGUUAGAAAGGAUUUUACAGGAUGAAAGGAUUGAAUCUUGAGAACGUGAGGAUGAUUGGAUCACAGACAAGAUGUCAAAUUCGAGGACUGCUUCUGGAUCUUUCCAGCGGUUUCUUGUCCCAUUCCUUCCACCCUCGUGUCUUACGGACGACUGAAAAACCUCCGCGGUGAUCUCCUGACACAGGAGCUGCUUCACACCCCGAUAUCGGACACACGCGCUGUGACGCCAGUUUACUGUUAGACAGUGAAGUAGGGGGAGACUGAACAAGCAACACGCCUCUUUCACAGCUGCUGCAAAAUAAGCUACAAAGACACAUUGCAUUCACGUGCACACACUCACACACAUGCAUCAGUACAGUUUGGGGUGGAUGAAGAAAUCUCUGCAGGAAGAUUUCAGUGUCAAUAUUUCAAGAAGUUGGCUUCAGAUUCCUCUGAGAGACGGCCAUCUUGAUAUCUGCUUUUUGUAGCAGAUCAAUCUUGAAAUAUUGGAAUUAACUAAAUGAAAUGUGUUUGGUUACAUAUAUCUUGUAUAUCCACAGCUGCCUCAUUUUGUGCCAACUGUAUUUCACCGUGUUUUGUCCUUAAGACGGAGCCUGAUCCUUCUUCCCUAAGAGGUUACUGUUACAAAUAUCUUUGUGUUUUUAAGAUGCUUCAAGUUACUGAUCCUCUAUUCUAACUAACCAUUUCAAAGCUCGGCUACAAAAGCAUUUGAUCCUACAAAAAACAUGUAUAGAUUUCACAUAAGGCUAAAAAAAAAUCAAGCCUAAUUCGGUUUUAGUCGGAUCAAAGACUGAGGUGUUUAUUGAACCUGACGUUCAGUGGACUUCACACAAAGAAUUGGAUCAAGAAAGCAAGAAACCCGUUUUUAAAAUGAUACUUCUUGUUUACUUUGGGGGGCAGAGAACACCCAAUGCUUUGUUUUAAGGAGCACACUGAUGAGUAGAAAGAAGGGUUAGGUGUAACCCUAAUUAAGAGAAAUCAAAGCCAGACCCGGCCAGGCCUGAAUCUGCCGUGUCAGAUGGUGCUGAGUUGGUUUCUCACUGAGAAUCAAAACUCUAACACACACACACACAUUUACAGCUAUUUUGCAAAGAUGAGUUGCAUUGUAACUUAACCCGCCUCCUCGUAUCUUCUUGAGGGAAACACAAACGUGCAACAUGUUCUUACAACAGCAAACAUGUGAUAGUAUGACUAUGUGCAAUACAAAAAAAUACAUUAUAUAUAGUUGUCUAAACACUUAAUAUCCUUUUUUUUGUACUGAAAUGUACAAAUAUAUUGGUUUAUAUAUAUAUUUUCUCUUUUCAGUUACAACAUGCUGCUUAUUAUUGUGGUUAAUAUUAUUUACAUUAUUAUUAUUAUAAUUGUUAUUACCUGUUUUUCUUUUGUUGUGGCUUAAAGAAGUGUGCUUGGGUUUUGAAAGUAAUGAGCCGUGUGCCUUUUUUCUAAUUGAAUGUUGGGAGUGUGUGUCGCCGCUCGAUGACGAAGGUGAUGAUGAAGAUGACGAUCAGUGUUUUUGCAGAACAAAGAUGGCGGACUCUUCCUCUCCUGCUGCCGGGCUGGUCCUUAACGCAAGAGAGGAGGUAUUCAGAAAGAAAUUGGUAGAUAAAAGUUCGAGGAGGAGCGAGGCAGGAUGGCUUCAGGAAAUGUAAUCUGAAAAAGAACAAAUAGCUUUCUCUGUUUUAUAUACAAUUUCAACAAAGAGUUUGUGUUUGGUACAUUUUCCUUAUUUAUCCGAAAUGACCACAAGUGUGAGUGUUGUUUAUCUUUUACUACAGACCUGUGCCAUGUUCUGUUUUGACGCUAUCAUCCAGUACCUUCUCGCUUAUUGACAAUCAUUAAACGGUGACUGCUCUCUGUGUCGAACCGUUUGAACACCAAACCGUUCAGUAUUCUGAAUUUGACCUUGAAGACUGGGAAUGCUCAAGAAGUCUGAACUUUUUCAAGCGAUUUUUUGAAGCAUAAUGAUGAUGGAAAAUGUGAGGAUCAGAUUUGUUACAGAAGAUUUUUUUUUUUUUUUUUUACUUGCCUGACAAUGUAUUGAAAGUUUGUUUUUCUGUAAAUGUGCCGUGCCUUGUGUGAGCAGCACAAUCUUAAAAUAUUGCCUUAUCAUCUUUUUCACAAUCCUC